Molecule: messenger RNA, 10066 nt
Organism: Paramuricea clavata
Lineage: Eukaryota; Metazoa; Cnidaria; Anthozoa; Malacalcyonacea; Plexauridae
Source: the annotation of a GenBank genome assembly
AUGAACCAGGGACGUAAAGAAUAUAUCAAGGAACGAGAUUCGCUACAUUCGGCCAUCCUUGACGUGCAUUCAAGGGAUUUACCGCGCCGAAAAUACUACCUAAAUUUGGUCUGCCACAGAGCGAAGGAGCUAGCGAGCGAUCGACAGAGCGAUGUUUUGAAAGGGCAUCUUCCCGUUGUACUGCGUUUGGCAAGUGUAUGUCCUUUUGAAGAUGUUCGCAAAGAAUGUGCAAAGCUUUUACAAGACUUAAAGGUCAUUUGAAGUUAAAAAUUUCAUCUCAAUUUGCGAUUGAAGUAACAACUCGAGAAGGCUCUUGUGUCAAAAUUGACAUUUCUGUAAAGGAAUUAUACUUCGUUUUUUAUAGGCAAGCGGUGAGAAAGUGCCUAGAAGAGUCUAUCUUGGCCCUUCGUCUUUUAUCCCUUCAAAAGAGGUAUGAAACUUAUAAAAUUAGAGAAAAACUGUCUUAAAAUAUGAAAUUAUUAAUAACUUUUUGAUUAUUCUUGUGCCUGCCACCGACUGACAAAUUUCUAGCAGCUGUCCGCCAAUAAUGAAGAAAGCGCGAAUUUGUUCACAAUUUCAAUGCUUUAACUUGUAGUAAAAUUCUAGAAAAGCAUUUCUAUAACGGCAGAAAUAAUAUAUUUGUUGUGGUUUGGAAAUAGAGGCUCUUAAAAGCAUUGAAGCAAAAAAAUUCGGCUUGUGCAUUGUGUUAUAUAAGACGGGCAUUGAAUUCCUGAGUGUAGUUUAUUGCCAAACGUGUGCGCUGGGAAAACCCAUAAAUUCCCGGAAAGUUUUUGGUUUUUCAGAAAUGAGAAGUUUCAUUUUGGGUGCAAAUUUAUCUGCGACAAUAUCAGGCUGACAACCGCUUCUACUCAGAAAUAUAUAUCUAUAUGUAUAUAUAUAUAUAUGAGGGGAAAAAAAAUUUGAAUAAUAUAUAGCUCAUAUAUUUUACACUAUUUCAAUAUUACCUUCAGCAAACACAAUGUAGAAUAUAUUCAGUUUUAAUUAUAUUCUAAAGCGUAUCGCUGUUUUCGUUUUAAAAAUUAUCUGCAAUUUGAGCAUAUGAAAUUUUAAUCCUUAUUUUCAGAUAUUUGUGUGUGAUCUUUAUCAAAAAUAUCACUGGUGGUUUAUAUAUUAGUUGAUGAUGUGGCCAGAUCCCGGGAAAUGUUCUUGAUUUGUGGUCAACCACAAAUUAAAAUAAAACUGCAAAAUAUAUUUGUUAUAAAUAUGGGUUGAUAUAAAUGGGUAAAAAUUGCUCACUGUCGCCCCAUGCAGCUUGAGUGAUACGUCCUGCCGUGAUCUACAAACAAUAUUGCCUGGCGAUUUUUUUCCUCCUAAUAUGGGUGGAGCUGGGCUAGUCCAUACUUUGUGCAUAUGUUCUCGCGCAUUUGAGUUGUUGAGCAGUUUUUCGUUGGCUUUUGCCAAUAGCAAUGCAAGGCAUUAUAUUAUUUUCUGAAAUCAUUGCAUUUUACAUUACUGCAUUUUACAUUACUGCAAUGCUGAAAACAUUGUGCUGUGUUGUAGUAUCUUAAUUAACUAACUUUAAUGGUCUGUGUCUUAGAGUAAGCAUCCUAAGUGUCAAUUAAUGGUUCGUUAUCCAGGCAUCAGAAUUAGCGAAAAAUCAAAGUUAGGCAAAUCUAUGUUUUUGGUAAUAAAAUCCUCAAAUACGUUUCUUAAAAGUGAUCAGAUGAAUGAAAAGUUAAUCGCGACUCUUCAUCACUGUUUAAAGAAAACAUAUCUGUUAACAAGUAAAAUUGUAUGGCGUUAGACCGAGUAAGAAAAUAAAUAAUAAUUCCAGCUUAAUUGGUUAACCAUAUAAACUCAUUUCAAAAGCAUUAAAUCAUACACUAUCGAAAUAUUAAACUGAAUUAACUUGUUAUACAUGUCAAGGCCGGAGUUAUAUUUGCUCUGUAAUAUAAAGACGUAUGUGAUCACAGGGUCGGUAAUAUUUUGCCCAAGGUGACAUGACAAUACAUCAGGCGUUUGUGGAGUGUGACCUGCUUGGGAAGACAAUAUAUUUGAAAGUAACAAACACAUUUGUAUGAUAUGUGAACAAACCAUGCAUGCAUCUCGAGGCAUGCAAAUUCUCAUGCAGUUUUGCUGUGCCUAGUUUAUCACUGGACAAAUUGAUUUCCAACAUGUUUUGGUGCUAAACUAGUUGAUUAUUUAAUGAAUAUCCUAAAGCAUAAUCUUAGGGUAGUCGUAUGAGGAUGGGAAUCGGCAGUCCCGCAUUGCUACGGGUUACAUUUCAAGCUCUAGAUUAACAUGUUGAGUGUUUCAACUAUGUUUUGACUUAAAUAGAAUACAUGAUAAUGUUGGGUAAGCAUUAUAAGAACAGCUAACCAAGAUCAUGCACAUUUGACCCAGGCGAACGUAUCAGUAACUGUCUUUGCUAGACGUAGGUAACUAGUGCCAAUCAAAUGAACAAGCUUUUAUUGGUAGGGGUAUAACUACCUGAAAAAUAUAAGGAGAAUUCCAACGUUUUGAGCGAAGGCACUUCGUCUGGAGUUACUAGUAACCAAGAAAGUAUCAGUACUUUUUAAUACAGUUAAACAAUAUAUACAAAGUAUAUAAUAAUAAACAAGUGUAGUUUGGUUUUCAAAAUGCUCAAGAGUGUUUGAUAUCACAUAGACAGAGCAGAUAUAUAGUUUUUGUCCUCGAAAGGUUGCCAUAACAGUUUGUUUCAUGCAAGAGGAAUCAUCAGGUGGUACCUGGCAAUUCCUCUUGGACAAACAGGCUGUUAUGGCGACCUUUUGGGGGUAAGAACUAUAUAUCUAAUAAUAAAUACAUCUAUAUACCAACAAUAUAUCUGUUCUGUUAAGGCUUUGAGUUGUACUGUAUAAAUCAAGCACAGAACACACCUACGACAGCACAGGGGUAUGCAUGCAUAAUAGUUUAUAAUUAUACAUUGAAAUGGUAAGAAGUUUUUAUUGAUAACUUUAUUUCAUCUUCAAUAUUAUAAAAAUGUAGAUGGGAUUUUACUAGAUUGAAUUUUCAGACCCAAUUUGUAUACAAUUCUGCCGACUUUAAAAAUAUCAAAUAUAUGUUAACUGCUUCAAACUAAAUUCUACGGCUGUAUGCAAGCUUUAAACCUUUUACUAAUAAUAUCUGGUAUGCUUUUGUGCUCUGUUGACAUUGAUUAAUUCCAGAUGAUGAUAUGUUCGCAUUUAGUUAAUUAAAUCCAUUGUUCUAGUGUUAUCACAGAGCGCUGUUUGCUGUCUGUCUGCGAGAUUGGACACAACGCAUACUAGAUAUGCUGUGAGAAUUUUUCUUUGUUAUAUUUGACACAUUCUAAGCAUAAAGUAUCUGGAAAUUUGUUACGAAUAGCUCUGUCAAUUCUAGGGUGUUUGCAUUAUAAUACACUAUAUAUUAUAGUAUUCAUUUAUUCAAGGCUCCUGUUUCUUCAUUUUGCAUAUUGUGAUGACGUAAUUGAUAUGACAGAUGCUUUUUAAAAUAAACUAACCACCAUAAUUCAAUGGGUGAGAUUUAUGCUCUUCUGCUGUGAGGUGCUGCAAUCGCAUGACACUCAGGGAUGGAUUUACUGGGGGUUGCACCCCCUAGCCCUGGCCAGGGGGGUGCUAGUUUUCAUGAUAAAAUAAAAAAUUAUUAGAGACAAAAUGAGAUACAGUAAUUUGAGCAAUAACAUGAUGAUAAGCGAACUGUGAACAACAAUUACAAUUCAAAUACAGUAGUCAAGCAAGACUUUGCAGUAGUGAAGCAAAUUGAUGGGUGGGUGGCACACAUGACCGACACAAUUUGGCACUAGAGCUGGCAGGGCACACCCCCCCCCUACCAGAUCACGCUGGCUGGAUUCAUCCCUGAUGACACUUAUGUGAGUCAGGCAACACUCUAUCGAACGUUGUGUUUGCCAGAGAUGCCCAAUUCAGCUUAGCUCUCAUUUGCAAGUAAGGAUGAUUUGCACAUGCCAUUUACGUGCUUAUUUCUAUAUGAUAGUGAUAAGCUUGUUGCUGAAACAGAAAACCUCACGAUCUGUUUUGUAUAGAGUAGAAAAAAUGUAGUUUGUAUUCAAUAGACCUUACCGAUUAUUCUCAUUUACCCAAUGGGCUCGUUUCCAUGUUAACUUAUUUUAGCAUGUCAGGGGCAGAUAAAGAUUAUAUUCCCAUGUUUUCCUGGACAAAUUUAUUUCUUCCUAUUCUUAGGCUCAAUAACAAAGUAAUUUUCAACACAUGAGUUAGUAUUUGACAUGAAAACGAGGCCAUUGAGUAAAAGAGAAUAGUCGGUUAGGUAUAUUAUGAUAUAAAUAUUUACAGUUAAAUUUUGUUAAUUUUGCAGCAGAGUUUUUGUUUGUAAUGUUUAUAAAGCUGUAAUUUUACCAUCAUCUGAACUUAGGCAAAUGUAAAAAUAGUUAUAUUGCUAUGUUAUUGUGGAUUUUGUAGUCAUUGUUUCCAAAGCCAACUAUAAAUAUUUUUAAUCUGUUAGAGAUUAAUUUCGGUUUAAGAGAUUAAUUUCGGUUGGAUAUCAUUGGUCCUGUUUGAUAAUAAGGAUUAGGUUUUAUAUACAUUGAAAUCAUUCGUCUGCUUUGUAAAGUAUCAAUAGGUUUCAUGACCCCUUAAAUUGAAUCGCCAUAUAACAUUGGUUUUACAAGAUAUAUUUUAAUAAUUUUAGUGCCAAAAUUCAUGUCUUAGAUUAACGAUGCUUAUUAAUAGCUAGCUGUGUAAAAAUCUUAAACAUUAGCUAUUGCAUUUUUUGGGACACUUUGUAUGACAUACCUGCUGUGAUUUAGAUAACCAAUGGACAACUUGCAUGUUAGACUAAAUUUUAAUCUAAGUAAAGAGAAGGGAAUCAAACACCACAGCUAAAAAGAACAUAAUGAAAUUAGUAAAAUUGCAAAAUUUGGUUGCGAAAUGUUGUAAAGCUUGGAAAAUAUAGUCUUGCAAGGUUUGCAAAUUUUGUAUAUGUUUGUAUUACGUGCGGAAAUUGUUACCAUUUUCGGCUCAGAAAUGGUAACAAUUACGUAAUACAAACAUAUGCAAAAUUUGCAAGCUUUGCAAGACUAUAUUUUUCAAGCUUUUCAAACAUUUCGCAACCAAAUUUUGCAGUUUUACUAAUUUUAACAAGUUCUUUACGGGAAUUUACUUUUUUUGUCCAGAUCAAAAAUUAGUCUAACAUCCAAGUUGUCUAUUUAUACAGUAAUAAACAGUUCUGCACUGAUUGAGAACAUUUUCCUGAGGUAUACCAUUGACCGAUUUGAAAACUAGCCGCCACAAUUUUAUAUUUUAUUGUAUUACCAUGCUGACAAACAAUUUUUAUACAAUUCAUGCAAGCGAAUUUAUAGCCCUGCAACUCUAGCUAAAACUUCGGCAUUUUUAACAUUGAAUUUCUCAAAGAGAGUACAUUAUUUUGCUUUCUAUAAAAGCGAUGUUUUCAAUCAAAACUGUAUUACAUUAGAUUGGCCCAUAGUAUGACGUCAUGCUUCCGCAGUGACCAUUUAAACUAAACAUCGAAUAUCAAGUUCCUUCCGACAUUUAAGCUAUAUUUAUGAAUAGUUUAUUCAAGGUCAAUAAAACAAUCAAUAAUGUUUUGUAAUAACCUUGAUAUAGCUUUCUGUAACAUGUGUUAGAAAGUGAAAAUGAUACAUCGUGUACCGAUAUUAACCUUGCAUACAUAAAUAUACAAUAAUAUUAUCUGAAUAACACCGUACAUUCGAACAGAAUACAGUAUGUAUUGUACAGAUUAACUCACAGAUGUAGACGAUCAUGCUGAUAUGACUGUUUUAUAUCUCAGCAUGAGUUGAACCAUUUAAUCUCAUGUCAACACUUGAGAUUUUGCAAUAAUAAGGUUACUAAAAGCCAUUCUAAUAAUUUAAAAAUAAACCCAAGCCCUGGUUGAACGUGUGCUUUGUCAUACACCGCUUUGAUUGAAUAAAAAAAAACUUAGAUGAUAAAUUUACACAAAAAAAUUCCUAGACAGACUUUUGAAUUAAGAGUUGACACUUUCCUUCAAUUCCUUGGGAUGAAAGACAAAGGAUAUUUAAACUGUUGAAAGGAUUGUCUAGCUGGAAAUUUCUUAGACUCAACCAGGACCAGUUCUCACACUCACACUUUGAUUGGAAAGAAACUUCGAUACUGUAAAAUAGUCUGAAGUCUUUGAAAGAAGAUAUUUACACUCUCACACUCGCACUUUGAUUGGAAAGAAACUUCGCCGAUACUGUAAAACAGUCUUGAGUCUUUGAAAGAAGAUAUUUACACUGUCACACUUUGAUGAAAGAAACAUCGAUGCUGUAAAACAGUCUUGAGUCUUUGAAAGAAGAUAUUUACACUCUCACACUCACACUUUGAUUGGAAAGAAACUUCGCCGAUACUGUAAAACAGUCUGAAGUCUCUGAAAGAUAUUUACACUGUCACACUUUGAUGAAAGAAACAUCGAUGCUGUAAAACAGUCUUAAGUCUUUGAAAGAAGAUAUUUACACUCUCACACUCACACUUUGAUUGGAAAGAAACUCCGAUACUGUAAAACAGUCUGAAGUCUUUGAAAGAAGAUAUUUACACUCUCACACUCGCACUUUGAUUGGAAAGAAACUUCGAUACUGUAAAACAGUCUGAAGUCUUUGAAAGCAGAUAUUUACACUCUCACACUCGCACUUUGAUUGGAAAGAAACUCCGAUACUGUAAAACAGUCUGAAGUCUCUGAAAGAUAUUUACACUGUCACACUUUGAUCGGAAAGAAACAUCGAUACUGUAAAACAGUCUGAAGUCUUUGAAAGAGGUUUACACUGUCACACUUUGAUCGGAAAGAAACUUCGAUACUGUAAAACAGUCUGAAGUCUUUGAAAGAAGAUAUUUACACUGUCACACUCGCACUUUGAUUGGAAAGAAACUUCGAUACUGUAAAACAGUCUGAAGUCUUUGAAAGAGGUUUACACUGUCACAGGUGGAAGGGGGCUAAUACCAACCCAUUUAAUGGAUAUUAUAGAUGGAAUUUGUCGAGUGGAAAUUUAUACUACAUUUAUUAGAUCUAACCAUGAACAGAAGCGAAGAAUGCAACUUUAGGUCCCCUGGCAGGAAUUGAACCUGAGGUUAAGUGUAAUAAAUGAAUAUAAAUUUCCACUCGAAAAUUUCCAUCUACAAUAGCCAUCAAAUAUUAUUCAUUCGAGUGAGAUGCCACAAGAUUCUCUGUGGGAGGUAUACCAGGAAGAAUCGAAGGUGAAGGGCGCUUGCAUGCUUUGACGACUAAUAUCAGGCAAGCAUGCCCCUCAGAAGCAACUGGAUAGGGGAAAUAGAAUGUGUAAACAAUCCUGUUAAUUGUGUUAAUACAUCUGUAUAGAUUUACUUGUCAAAUGAGUUGUAGGUCAAGUUCAUUGUCCUUGCUUAACGACAUCUUGCGAUGUGCGUCAUUUCUUGUAAAGUUUUGUUUACAAACCCUCCAGUUGGUCAUCCUGUUCCCUACGGAACACUUCAUUCCAGAUUCAUGCGUGACGCUCAUUGGGUUAGUUCAAAAACUACAACGACCCCCGACAGUUAGGGGCCCCCUCAGCCCCGGCCUGAGAAUUAGAAAACGUAAAAAUGGACCUUUCCCCUCUUAUAACUAAAAUUUCGAUCUGGACAAAAAUUUCAUCACAGCUUGAAAGAGCAUCACAAAAUUAGUAAUAUUCCGAAGUUUCGUUGCGAAAUGUUGUAAAAUGCGGAUAAUAUAGCCUUGCGAAGUUUGCCGUUUUUCUGUCAAUUUGUAUUGCAAACGGGAAAUUGACAUCCGAUUCGGGUGUUGGGGCUGCAAUUUCCCGUUUGUAAUGCAAAAUGACUGAAAAUUGCAAACUUCGCAAGGCUCUAUUUUACUCAUUUUACAACAUUUCGCAACGAAACUUUGGAAUAUUACUAAUUUUGUGAUGCUCUUUCAAGCUGUGAUGAAAUAUUUGUCUAGACUUGCCUAGAUAAAAAUUUUGGUUAUAAGGGGAAAGGUCUAUUGCAGGUUAAGAAUUGAUGGGAAAAUGCAAAAUUAAUAAUGCUAAAUAAUAAAGCCUCCAUCGACAACGGUAGCGGAUUUUUUUUAUUCCAUCUCAAAUAAAACAAAAGCUUUUCUUAUUAGUUUUAUUGUUUUUGACACGGAAUUUUCUAGAACAUUCUAUAAAUCAUGAUUUUUGUGUUGGUGUAAUGUACUCAGGUGAAUAUGAUGCUUGUGAUGUUGCUCUGAGUGUAUAUCCACACCGGGCAAGCUUGAAAAAUAUGCCUGGCUACGGUGGGAAUUGAAUCUACGACCUUUGGAAUACUAACCGACCUGACCGCGUAGCUCAGUUGGCAGAGCAUUGUGCUAGUAUUCCAAAGGUCGUAGGUUCGAUUCUCACCGUGGCCAGGCAUAUUUUCCAAGCUUGCCCGGUGUGGAUAUACACUCAGAGUAACAUCACAAACAUCAUUUUAUAAAUAUUCAACAUCAAUUUCAUAUCUCAAUGAAACAAUUACAACAGUCAACAGGGGCCCCCACACCAAAUAUACCUAAGAGCCCCCUCUUCAACCGUUACGCCACUGAUUGAUAUACAACAACUUGAAAAACACAAGCAGUACCUCGACGUUUCGACGAAGGGCCAGGCGUGCACAAUGUCACUUCAUAAUUUGCAGGUAUAUAGCCCGCAUCCACUGUCCUCCGCAGAGCCGCGCACGAAGGCUAUAGCUAUAUAUAGUUAAACACACGGGCUAUAUAUCACCAAUUUCCUGAAUGCCUUACGUCUUCCGGGUAUAGCUCACUUUCGUGUUUAUUUAUACGACUCUACGGAGGAGAAUGGCCAGCAUCCUCUGCGUACGAGAGUGAUGUCGUCAAAUAAGGACAAUGAACUUGGCCUUGAACUGCCUCACAAGUAAAUAUAGACGCAUUGACGUAACCUAAUUAACGAGCUUGUUAUCUCCAAAAUGCAAAGCCCAUCGCACUGUAAAUUUGAAAAAGUCGAAUCAACUGCAAAAGUGAUAUUCUCUCACUGGUUUUGAUCCUUGAAAUUUACAGUGUGUUGAUAUAAUUUGUUAUCAAGGCGUUGCACAGCCAGGGGUUGUAGUAAGCGGGUGCCAGGUCAGGUCACUACUUGUGACCACAUUUUCCAUCUGGCGAGCAGAUUCUUAUGAAGUGCAGUCCUCACUGGCGACUGAGAAGUAAUUCCAAAGCCCGAAUAUUUCUCAGUAGUGAUCAGGCAUUUCAUUCUAUCUUCGCAUAUAAUUUGGCAACAUAUAAUAAACACAACUGUUGUUUAUUUAGAGAAUGCUUCGUAACACGUUGAUUUAGGGAGAUAUUAGAUUAAAUUUGGCGACCAGAUCUUAUUCGCUGCUAGUAAUUUGGGCGACUAAGUAAUUUUCAGGAUGAGAGUUGACAAGAUUCUCAUCAACUUUGAGCUUGUUCGAAUUUUGAUGAUAGUUCAUUGGAGUUUUUGCUACGCACGCGGUAAUACCCUGUUGACUUUCGUCAGAUAUAUUAACUAAAACGUUACAUAUUAACUAAACAAUAUAUUUAACCUAGGCAACUAAUUUCUAAAAACAAAGGUCGAGGAAGAAAACUCUUUGCAAAAUAAGUCAAGAUAACCGAACUUUUUAUCUCUUUCGGUAUCUGAUUCCAUAUUUGAGCCACACUGUAACUGAAACCUUAGGAAGUCUGUCCUAGGCUUGGGAAUCAAAAGCCUAGUCGAAGAACCCCUUAAAUUGUAAUUUAAACACAGUCUUUAAGGUGCUAAUUUAUUGACCGUUUAGCAUAUGAGAGCGCCCUACGUUUCUCGAGUGAUAUCCAUGCAACCAAGAGCAUUAUAAGCCAAGUUAGACUGUCCAAGUUAGACUGUCGAGGUUAGACUGUUCAGCUAAGACUGUCCAGGGCAGACUGUCCAGCUUAGACCACAAAUGGGGCCUACCGCUAAACACUAUACUCUGUCAUUUACUUUCAGAUAAUUCCACUGAAUGGCAACAAGGAUGAUACUGACAGCCUGUUGGUGGAGACAUUCCUCGCCAGUGGACGUCUUACUCAUGUUCAUUGGUUAAUGGGAUAUCAUCCACAAUAUCUCGAGUGUUUUCUUAACACACAUUUUUAUCUCAUGAGAGCCGAGGGACCGUUACAGUUUGAUUGGAGAUGUUAUAUUGCAAUUUUG